UUUCCCAGACGUCGUUGUGCGUGUACGCAACUACGUGCGUACGUACGUGUUGUACUAACGUCUAACACGUAAGUACUGUCCGUUGUCGUCUUCCAAAGUUCCUACACGGUUCCACCCCUCAUCGGUGACUACCCCUCGAAGAACAGUAAUCGAGCUAAUAAUAAAAAUAAUAGCAACUGUUAUUAUUGUAUCGCGGACAGUGCGCGUGUGCGUGUGUGUGUUGUCGGUUGUUAUUGCAGUGGUGCGCGAUUAGUAUUUUUUUUUUCAAUUUUUUUUUUUUUUAUUUGUAAUUUUAUGUACACAUAGAGGACAAUUUUUUUUUUACUAGUGAAAUAAACAGUUUUUGCAGUCCAGCGAGUCGCAACACUUGACCGUAAUCACAGAUAACAGAUUGAAUGCGGUGAACUAAUUUUGAGGAACAUUUUAUGACGACAGUUGAGGACUGUUAAUUGUGUGUACGCGUGCGCGUACUUACGUUUGUGUAGUCUGCUGCUUGUGUCGCGUGUAUAGAUUCGGUUUGGACGGUGAUCACUGUACUUUCUCGGGAGCAAUAAUUGCCGCCGAUUUCGCUGCCAGCGCCGCCACUGCAAUCACUGUCGCCACCGUCGCCACCGUCGCCACCACCAACCUUUGUCAUGGAAGUGAUGGACUCGAACGCAAACACCGUAUUGCACUCGGUCACCAAAGGCGGGCAUUUCGGUCCGCCACCUGUUGUCACCUGGUCUGGCAUGGACAACGUGACCAAUGCGUCCAUGUUCGAUGAGUCGAAUCUCCCAUACGACAUGAAGUUCAACGAGGGCCACGUGGUCGCCAUAAUCACUUACAGCAUACUCAUGGUCGUCUCGGCCAUAGGUAACAUCACGGUGCUGACGAUCAUCCUGAAACGAAGGCGCAAGGCAGGCACGAGGAUACACGCGAUGCUCACGCACCUGGCCAUCGCUGAUCUGUUGGUAACUUUUUUGAUGAUGCCGUUGGAAAUAACGUGGGCAUGGACUGUGCAAUGGGUUCUUGGUGAUCCAUUAUGUCGAAUCAUGUCAUUUUUCCGAAUAUUUGGAUUAUAUCUUUCCAGUUUCAUUUUGAUAUGUAUCAGCGUUGAUAGGUACUUAGCUGUUUUGCAGCCAAUGCGUUUAUACCAGAUGGAUCGCAGGGGAAAGUUAAUGAUUGCAGUGGCUUGGAUUGCAUCAGUAAUUUGUAGCUUACCGCAGACUUAUAUAUUUCACGUGGAACGACACCCUAAUGCCACAUGGUACGAACAGUGCGUCACUUAUAACGCUUUUUCGUCCAAAUUGCACGAGCUGGCUUACUUAUAUUUCGGCAUGUUCAUGAUGUACUGGUUGCCUCUAAUCGUUAUACUAUUCUGCUACGCUUCCAUCAUCAUUGAAAUAUAUAGAAGGUCCAGGGAAUCGAUUUGCGGUCAAGGUACUGAUAAUGUACGUCGUCUGGGAUUUUUAGGACGUGCCAAAAGUAGAACAUUAAAGAUGACAAUCAUUAUUGUCAUAGUGUUUGUUGUAUGUUGGACUCCUUACUACAUUAUGGCUAUUUGGUACUGGACGGACUACAAGUCGGCGCAAAUGGUCGAUCAGAAGAUACAGCACGCGCUCUUCAUGUUCGCAUGCACUAAUUCGUGUAUGAACCCGAUCGUAUAUGGAGCGUUCAAUAUACGCACCAGGAGGACGCUGGUGACCCAGGCCACAAUUUCUAAAACUUCUACUGAAACCAGAUUGUUGGACUUUUGAAGCCCGCCAGAUGGACGGUGAUGAUAUAUACAUAAUAUAUACAUUUAAACUUUAAAUUUUUAAUUAAAUAAUUUCUAGUUGUAAAACAAUUUCGGUCAUAAUUAUUAUUUAUUAAUUAAUUUAAUUAAAAAAUAUGUAAUACCAAUGAUAUGUGCCAAAAUAACUGAUUUAUUAAUUUUAUUAUAUCCCAUCCUUACAAUAGGUGCCUAUAUCCAAAUAAGUAAACUAUUAAUAUCUACAAGCUUAUAAUAAUAUAAUAUCAAACACGAUAUUUGAGAACUUUUUCAGUAGUUAUUACUCAAACACAUAAUAAAAUUUGAUAAUAAUAUGAUAUAUAAUCGUAAUAUCAAAUAUGUAUAGUUAUUUAAAUUUUAAAGCCGAUACUAGUCAUGUAGAUAAAUAUUAUAUGUGUACCUAUAACAUAUUUUAUGUAUUCCAUACAUCUAAAACUUAUCUACCAUACUUAAAAAUUAGCAAAAAAAAAAGAAAAUUAACUAAAUUGUUUUUUAAUAUUUUUAUUUUAGACUAGCCAAUAAAGUGAAGAUGAUUUAAUUAUUGUAAUAAAUUUUUAAUAUUGAAAUGUAACGGGCAUACUUCAGCGAAAUGGCUUAAAAUUAUAUAAAGCAAUAAAUUAUUUGGGUGUUCAAUACACGUUAGUAGAAUUAUUUUAGAGGCAAUCAAACAAUUAAAAAAUCAUCAACACGCUUUUUAAUAAAAAAAAUACAGCCCAUAAUACAUUAGAUUAAUUUUCUUCUUGUCAUCAUUUUUAGCUUAUUUUUAAGUACAUUAAGAUAGAUAUAAUAAUCAUAAAUCAAAAUUGAUACAUUUUUAGUUGUAGUAGUUUUGUAGUAAUAAUAUAUAUUUUUUAAAUCAGUCAGCACAAUGGUUUUUGGGGAUAUCCUAAUAAUUCAAUGUUAUCAAUCUAAAUAUUCUAAAUAGAUAACAUAAUAUAACUAUUUCAUCCCAAUUUCUUUCUUCUAUUGAUUUAUCUCGUUUUCCCUUAUUACCGUCAAGUACUGUGUACAGUCAUCCAAAUUAUAUGUGAAUAAUUACUAUCAGAGUAUUUUUAUUAAUAUAUUGAAAAGUGAAGAUGGCAAGUAGGGCAGAAAUAGUGCUGUAGUUUAGCGCUUGCUUUUAUAAUUUAAU
Molecule: messenger RNA, 2882 nt
Organism: Melanaphis sacchari
Lineage: Eukaryota; Metazoa; Arthropoda; Insecta; Hemiptera; Aphididae
Product: gonadotropin-releasing hormone receptor-like
Exons: 8
Coding region: 636-1736 (366 amino acids)
Biological process (GO): G protein-coupled receptor signaling pathway
Cellular component (GO): membrane
Molecular function (GO): G protein-coupled receptor activity; peptide binding; adipokinetic hormone receptor activity
Source: RefSeq, a predicted model, not a curated record